Rhododendron vialii is the source of this 2028-nucleotide messenger RNA. RefSeq lists its product as uncharacterized. The record is from RefSeq and is a predicted model, not a curated record. The coding region runs from base 825 to 1730 and encodes 301 amino acids. The transcript is spliced from 4 exons. NCBI's taxonomy places the organism in Eukaryota, Viridiplantae, Streptophyta, Magnoliopsida, Ericales, Ericaceae.
AGUGCCUGUCUGUCAGCAGAGGACGUCGGUGUCUCUCUCUCUCUCUCUCUCUCUGACCUUUGUUUUGUUUUUGGAUCGUGACGCUAGUGUCAAUUCCCAUCAUCGUGUCUAGGCGUUCCGAUGGGCUAGUCUCUCUCUCUCUCUCUCUAGGGUUUCGUUCCCAUUAGUAUAUCAGUACUGUAGGCCUUGGUAGGUUUUGGAAGAGCAUCGAACAAUGCCUUCGGUGCUCCCCGUUGUCUCCCUCACCAUUCCUUUGGCUCCGUACCUGACCUCCUUCUGUGGCGUUGGUUCAAGCUCUCACCGUCUGAAACGUCUUGAAAAGGGUGAUCGCCGUGGUAAUCUUAGUUAACGCUCCUUCCUUUCUCCGUUUCUCGUGUCGUAUUUGGGCUUUUGUUUUUCUGGAUCUUGUCUAGUGAGUAACCUAAUCAGUCUUUAACGAAUCGGCGAUCCAGCCGUUGGAAAGAGUGAUCUGCUUGUGAAACCUCUGUACUGCACUAGGACUACGCUUGCCUUUGGAUUCGUCGUUGAAGAAAGGGCUGCAAACGAACCAAGCUGAAUGUGAGCAACUCUUGGCUCGGUUCGGUUCAGCUGGUUAGGAAAUGAGUCGAGCAACUCGAGUUUUGAGCUCGAUUUGUAAACAAGCCGUUAGUUGUAAGUUGUAACUCGGCUUGAUUAUAGAAGUUCAGCUCAUUUGUGGAGGCUCGUGUAGUGAAUAAACCGAGCUCGAAAACCUCAACAAUGAACAAGCUUGAUCACGUCAAAAAGCUCGUCUCAUAUUGUUUGCAGCCCUAGUUAUCUUUUUUCUCUCCUAGCUACUGAUUUCAAUGACAGACAUCGAUCCUCCGGUGGCCACAUCAGUUUCAGAUGUAAAUAGCUCUCCUGAGUUGAAGCACCUGUUUCCAGACCCAUCUCAAUGUAUCAUAAAACAUGCAUCACCGGAAGACCUUGGGAAUGACCUGGCUGAGUUUCUACGUAUUGAGGAUGGCCAUAAAUUGGAACUGAAAUCCACUUUUCCUCUAUCUUCUGGCGAAAAAGAAAAUACAACUCUAGAGAAGAAGGAUGAAUGUGAAGAACGGCAUCAGACUGAAUCAACCUGCCUAACCUCUGAAGAGUUCUUAUCGGAGGGUGCAACACUUGCAUGCGGUAGUGGGAAGGGUGGGAAAGCUCCAUUGGCCGUGGCUGUUGAUGGUGAAGACGAGGAAGUGGAAGAUGAGAAGGAGAAAGAUGACUUAGUUUCUGCAGUCUGGAACCAAAAUGGUUGUGAAUAUGUUAAACCAGCUCACCCUCAACCCCUUUCAUUGCCGACUCCUUUGAAGCCUGUUUCUGCCAUGAAAGGUAGCCGGGAGAAACAAGGGAUGCCACCAAAAAGGCUGAAUGUGAAAUGGGCCCCUGAUGUGUAUGAUCCCCCUACAUCACCAUCCCCAACCCCAACCAUGGGAUUUAUAAAACCACGGCCCAAGAAUGAAAGUAAGAAGAAUGGAAAGAACAAGCACAAGGGCAAAUCUUCUAAAGGGAUCAGCAGCAAGGACAAGAAGCAGGUCCGAAAACAUGGUGGGAGUUCUAACAAAUUCUAUCAAUCGCUGGAUUAUUAUAACAAAGUGGUUGAAUUCAAUGAUCCUUUUGCAAAGCUGGGGGAUUUUGAUGAUGGGAGCCCAGAAUCGUAUUGCGGGAGUAGUUUCCUGAAGAAAUCUGCGACAAGGUUGCACCUGUCUAUUGCAGAGGCUACAUAGGUUUCCAGUCCCUUUCUUUGAGUGUUCAUAAAUAAGUUCGAGGCCUUGUUGAUCACUGGCAGAACAAAAGACUACUACUAUGUCGGAGACUUGUGUUAUAUUUUCUGUUGUUCCUUCUGUUGGCAAUGGACCCUUAACGAGCCUCAGGUUUUGUUUGUAUGAUAGUUUGAGGUUUGCCUUCUUGUUUCAUGAGGGGUUUAGCUGUUUCAGUUGGUGUUGGCAAUGUACCCUUCUCGAACCUAAUGUAUGACACUUUAGGUUUGCCUUUUCGUAAGUUUAGUGAGCCUUUUCCCUAUUA